Heterotrigona itama is the source of this 3208-nucleotide messenger RNA. The record is from the annotation of a GenBank genome assembly. NCBI's taxonomy places the organism in Eukaryota, Metazoa, Arthropoda, Insecta, Hymenoptera, Apidae.
AUCAUAACCUAUCGUGCUAUUUCUUCUUGGUGUUGUAUGUCAUAAAUAGAUAUCUUAAUAAUCCAUAUUUCAUGAAUGUUUUGGAUUUUUUGUAAUUUUAUAAAAAGAUAUUGGAUCAGUAUUUAAAAUGGAUGAGCUAGGUGAGCCUAUGGAGGUGGAAAUGGUUCCAGUUAUUGAUGAUGUAAAGGAUGUUGAUUCUGAGCAGACCGAUGUAAAAACAUUUAAUUCAAACAAUAUGCAAGCAGAGAUACAGUUAGAUAGUCGUUAUGAAAAUCGUGGCGGUACUUUUAUGACUGGUAUAGAUAUAUUCAGUAAAGAAGAAAAAUUGAAAAUGGAAGAGAGAGCCAAACGCUUUGGACUAACAGAAAAAUUAAAAAAUAAUUUAUCAAAUCAAGAGCAAGAUUUAUAUUCUAGUAUGGGCAUUGUGGAAGAUAGUGAAAAUACAAAAAAUAUCAGAUUAAAUGUAAUACAUAUGAGAGGAACAGAAGAGAUGAGUACCAAAGAUGUUUUCAAAUAUUUUGAAGAUUAUGCCCCAGCAUCCAUUGAAUGGAUCAAUGAUAUUUCAUAAAAGCAGAGAACUACAAAAUCACUUGAUGAUAAUCCUGAUGAAGAGAACAAUGUAACUAAUGAUGACUGUACUAUUGAAAUGGAUGAAGAUAAUGAAAUCACAAAGGAAACAGAUAAAGAUUAUAUAAGUAUCAAAGAUAUUAAUUGCCCAUUACCUCCUGGUUUGUGGAGGAAGGGGAUAAAUUAUCCUAAAUCUAAAGCAAUAUUUCUUAGAUUUGCUACUAGAGCUGAUAAAAAACAGCCUAAUGCAGAGAAAAUGAGUGAAUAUUAUAAAAAGUAUGGAAAUCCUAAUUUCGGAGGUAUUAAAGGAAUUUUAACCGAGUCUCGAAAACGAAUGUAUAAACAAAUUAGACAAAAUAAAAGAAAAUUCAAAGAAGAACCGCAAGAUGAUGUUAAAGAUAGAAAACACGCAAAGAACCCUUGGGGUGCAUUGUCAGAAAGUUGGGGACUCAAUGAUGCUAUAGAAAGUGAGUUUGGCACCAGAAAUGAACCUAGAGAUCACGGGCGUAGUGUGAAGGAAAGAUUAGGGAUAAAAUAUCCUCCAAAGGAAAUUACAUACACUGAAGAACAACAAAGUAGUUCGAGCAGUGAUAGCGAAGACGAAUGGUGUAAAAGAAGUAAAGUUUUACGGAUGCGAAUGCAUGCAGACGACGAAGAAGAAAAAAUACACAAACGACGUGCGAAACUUCGACAAACGAUGUUAAACAACCUAACUAGAGGUAAUGAUUUACGAUCCAGACUCGGCAUAUCGAGGAAAGGAACGCAGUUCCGUGACGCAAUUCAAAUAGUUGUAACAAAUACAAAUGCAACGAAAUCAAAUUCAUUAAAGCUUAACGAUUCAGAGGAGGAAGAUGGUGAAAUAAUUGAAGAUAAUGAAAGCCAGGAAAAGGAAGAGGGUGAGUGGCAAGGAUCUGAUGAAGAGGAACGAGAAGAAGAAAACGAAGAUGACUAUAGCGAUGAGGAUAGUGACAAACCAGCGAAAGAAGUUCAAGGACCUAAGGGCAGUGUGAUAAAAGUAGUUCAACAUAAACCUCGUGUCGCUUCUACAGUGUGGGCGAGAUUAAACAAUGUAAAAAGCGAAGUUAUUGAUAAUUCUAUUAAGGAUAGGCAAUCGAGAAUGCGAGACCUCAGAAGUACAUUAAAAGGCGAUCUUCGAUCUCGAAUCGGAAAUCAUACAAGAGGUCGCUCUCCCUUAAGGAUAGAAGUAAAAAAUGACAAAUAUGCAGAAGGUAGUGAAACAGAAUAAUGGUCGAAUGAAUUGUCAUAAAAAUGAAACGUUUUUGCUGCUUUGCGAUUGUGCUGUUAGAUUUCAGGGAAAGAAUAUGAUAUGGUGCAAAUUUGAUAAUUGUAUAAAAGAAUCGAAAACGCGCUCAUUACACCGAAUCUGUUACAAUUUCACUUAACUUAUAUAAAAAUUGAAUUUUUAUCACGAACAUAUUCAUUUAUAUUAAUAAAGUACGACAAAAUUUCACUGAUAUAUAGUCGUAUCAUGGGAUAAUAAAUUCGAAAAAAUAUAUAUUUUUAAUCUUAAUUGACUAUGCCUUGCACUGCCAGAAUAGCUCAGGCAAAGUGUGAGAGUUUAAACUUUUAUGUUUAAGUAUAAAUGUUCUAAGAGAAUAUAUGCUAUAUAGAUAUUUAUAAGUAUAAAAUCUCCCAUAUUUUUUACUCAUAUUACUCAAUUAUAAAUAUGAACAUUGAUCUUUUUAAUACGAUUAAUGUUAGCAUUUUGUAUAUAUUGGUAAUGUAGCAUCAUCUUCCUAUUCUUAAAAUCAGACAAAAUACAAAUGAACGGGUAAUGGGUGCUUCCUGAAUUGUAUAUAAAUAUUAUCUAGUAUAUUAUCUAGUAAUAAUAAGAAACACAGUUUUUUCACUAACACAAUCACGACUCAGAAAAAUAGAACGUAUUUUUAAAUAUUCGUUUGUACAAUUAAGACUUUUGUAUUUUGUAAUUAUAAUUGGAAAAAAAAGAUAUUUUCAGAUACUCCAUAAUUAAGAGAAAAAUAAAUUUAUACCUUAUUGUACAAAAAAGAAAAUGUUCUGCAAACGAAUAUUUAAUAAAUUGUACAUCGAAGCGAUAUAUAAUAAUGUUUCGCAAUUUUUUUGUUUUGAAACUUCCGUAGUUAUGAAUUAAAAAAGCCAGUGACAAAUGAAGGAAAAUACUCAAUACGGCUGUAAAUAAAAACAAAAUUGUACGAGACUAAUAUCGUAUACACGCGGAGCAUUUAAAAUAUGUAUUUUCCUUACAUAUAUAUGUAAUAAUUAAUGAAAUAUUUCGAGGUCUGUGAUUUUUUAGAUGUGAACAUUAAAGGAAAAGAAAAUGCAGUUUCAUAACAAUAGUUAACCAGAAUGGCCCUUGUCUGCAAUUUUUUCACAUAUUCAAUGAGAUGUAAAAAACAUGAAAAAUAAACAGAAUGAUAUAAAUAUUCUAUCUGAGUUUGGAAGAAAUAGGGAAUAAUUGUGACAUCGAUUCCGAAUAAUUGACCAAUAAAGCCGCCUUUAUAUUAGCACAAUAAUACUUUGAAUAGUCAUUUUAAAAUACAAUAAUUGAUAAUUAUGAUUUCAGUACAUAUAUAUUUAUCAUUUACACAAAUAACAAUUAUUCGGAGAAAUAUUCGGCUGAAGUAAUUCGAGAAAGAAAAAU